This is a messenger RNA of Symsagittifera roscoffensis, 2198 nucleotides long. RefSeq names its product choline transporter-like protein 1. The record is from RefSeq and is a predicted model, not a curated record. The transcript is spliced from 15 exons. Gene Ontology annotation, molecular function: transmembrane transporter activity. Gene Ontology annotation, biological process: transmembrane transport. Bases 191 to 1936 code for a protein of 581 amino acids. Lineage: Eukaryota; Metazoa; Xenacoelomorpha; Acoela; Convolutidae.
CUCAAUAUAUUUUUAUAUGCACUGUAUAUUUGAUAAACUGGAUAUUGGACAGCUCUGAUAUUUGAACUUCAUUUUGUAAAUCUUUCCAUCUUCUUGUCAAGUCUGACGCUGUUUCCCUACAAAUUUAUUAUUUAAUUUUUUCAGCUAAUUUGAAGACUAGUGCAAACAACUUAUAGCAAUAAGACGUGUAAUGGGCGGUGAUGAAAAGGAAGAGGAGUUCACUGGGCCACUGUCGGACAGGAGCUGCACUGAUGUCGUGUUCCUUCUUCUCUUCGCAGCAUUCAUUGCAGGAAUGGGUGUCCUGAGCUACCACGCAUACGAGGAGGGCAAUAUCAGCCUACUGAUCAGAGGGUACGACAGCUAUGGAAAUAUUUGUGGACACGAGAAUGAGCCCAUUGAGGGAGUGCCAAAUUCCGGGUUGAACAUGACCGAUAAGGGGAAUCUUCUCUAUCUGAACCCGAAUGACCUGGCCACAGAUGAGUUCGUAAAGACAGUCUGCGUGGCUGAGUGUCCCGACCGCACCUACACUAGCAGAGAAGACAUCCCAGUCCAGUUCUGCCUCCCGGGGGCAAGACAAGGGGACUCUAAGCUCUGUCCAGAUGUGCCACUCUACGAAUCAUGUAUGUGCGGCUCAGGACUGUCUCUGCUGAUUCUGGUGCUGAUGCGUUUCGUGGCUGCUCUCUUUGUGUACUUCGUGUACUUCCUGGUCAUCUUCGGCACCAUCGCGGCCACCACAGUCCUCUGGAUCAAAUACCUGGACGAGAAAGAGAAACUGGACAACACUCCUGAAGAGCUGAGAACAGGAGAUGUUGAAGACAACGUGAAGGCAUUCCUCAUCUACUCUAUCGUGUCUUCUGUCUUCACUGUUAUACUCCUCCUAGUGAUGCUCUUCAUGUGGAGUAGGGUCAAACUGGUGGUGGCCCUCUUCAAGGAGGCAGGCGCAGUAGUGAUGUCCAUGCCCUUCAUUAUAGUGCAGCCAUUCUUCACGAUAGUGACAGUUGGAGGUUUUCUCACGUAUUGGGGAGUCACAACACUGUACAUUGCAUCCUGUAAGUCUCCUGAAACCAAGGAUACAUCAGAUGGUACUUUCGUCUUUUACGAAACCAACUCGGAGAUGAAGAAAGCGUUCUGGUACCACUUGUUCGGUCUGUUCUGGAUCACACAGUUCCUGGUGGCAUGUCAGUUGAUGAUCAUAGCAGGAGCAGUGGCCUCGUGGUACUUCACUCGGGACAAGACCAAACUGGGAUGGUUCCCUGUCUUGGCCUCCUUCUACCGGACAGUGCGGUACCAUUUGGGAACCCUGGCAUUUGGAUCUCUAAUCAUUGCAAUUAUCCAGUUUGUGAAAGCUGUCCUCUCAUACGUUGAACAGCAGUUGAAUAAAUCGGACAAUGCAAUUGCAAAGUUUGUGUUCAAGUGCAUGUUCUGUUGCCUGUGGUGCCUAGAAAACAUCAUCAGAUUCAUCAACCGCAACGCUUACAUCAUGACAGCCAUAUAUGGCUACCACUUCUGCAAGGCGGCCAAGCGGGGCUUCACUCUGCUGGUGUCGAAUGCAGUGAGAGUUGUGGCCAUCAACACAGUCGGAGAUUUCUGUCUGUUCCUCGCCAAACUCAUGGUCGUCUUUGCAGUAGUGCUCAUAGGCAUCAAAAUCACAGAAAGUAAUGAAGAGAUAGAACAGGAUGCGAUUCCGAUUGCACUGGGGGCCAUAGGGACAUACAUCGUGGCCCAUGUGUUCCUGUCCGUCUAUGAGAUGAUAGUGGACACCCUGUUCCUCUGCUUCUGCGAAGACUCCGAGAGGAAUGACGGAUCCCCCGGCAAGGAAUACUACAUGAGCGAGAACCUCAAGGAGUUCGUGGAUACGACUAACGAAGCCCUUCUGCGGCAGAAAGAAAAGAAGGAGGAAAAAAGAAAACUAGUGGAAAGUAGCGAGGAAAAAUAAACUCAGACAAUCGAAAAUGUAUCAGCAAUCAUGAGACGGAUGAAAACCACUUACUUGAGAAUAACAUUCAAGAAUUCUACUUCGAAAUUGGUCCAAAUCUGCAUAUGCUUUACUUAUUCAACAUAUUGAUGAGCUGACUGAUAGCAAUACAUGGUAGAGGUUAGAUAGAUUCAUGCACACCCUGGGAAGGUCUCGAUUUCCAAAAUUUACUUAAAUUUGAAAUAAUUUGUCCAAUUUUCAGAUUGCUUAUCUUCGAAGGAUG